Messenger RNA from Pungitius pungitius (ninespine stickleback), 2467 nucleotides. Its product is annotated as raftlin. NCBI's taxonomy places the organism in Eukaryota, Metazoa, Chordata, Actinopteri, Perciformes, Gasterosteidae. The transcript has 6 exons. The record is from RefSeq and is a predicted model, not a curated record. The coding region runs from base 1 to 1335 and encodes 444 amino acids.
AUGGCGGAGAAUCUGAGACUUGUACAUUUCAAACCCGAAGCCAACCCGCUCAUCGGGGUCAUUUCCUUAUAUCGGCCUCUUCGGGGGGGUCGGUGCCAAAAAAAAUUGCACUUUGGAUUGUGGCCAGCGAGCGGCAGCGGUUUUAAUGAUCGCGCCGACGGUAGAACACACCUGUCUUGGGGUCACGACCCACGAGGAGCUCAAGGCGUCUUGUUUGUCUCCGCAGGCGCGGAGCUGCUGGCGUUGUACAACCACCACCCGCCGCUGCGAGAGGGGCAGAUGAAGUACUACACCGUCAAGGUGCCGCUGCGGGUCCAGAACUGCGACGAGGGGGUCAAAGGAGUGGAGGCGAACUGGCUGGAUCACAUGACCCAGCACUUCAACAGCGGCGCCUCGCUGGUCGACGGGUACUUCCACCUGGGCAACGGCAGCGAUUUGCUGCCCAAGUCAGUCGAAAGCGUCUUCAUCUUCCAGGAGGCGUGCGAGGUUGAGCCCAACGCGGCGACCCCGGCGUACGACGCCAUCGUAGUGGAGCAGUGGACCGUCAUUAACGGUCUGCAGGUGAAGGCCGAUUACGUCCCCCUGCUGCAGUCGCUGGCCACGUACGGAUGGAGGCUCACCUGUGUGCUGCCGACUCCCGUGAUCAAGACCAACAGUGACGGAAGUCUGUCGACCAAACAGAUUGUUUUCCUGCAGAGGCCCGUCUUGGGCCGGAAGAAGAGGGAAUCCAAGAAAUUGAUCUUCAAGCCCCGCGGCAAGUCCAACAAGAACUGCGUCAAAGACACGGCAAAGAACAAGAAGAAGAAGAAGAAGAAAGCCAAAGCCGACAGUGAAGCAGAGGAUCCCAAGGCGACUGACCGCAGAGAGAAGGCUGAGCGAGAGGAAGAGAAAAGCAAGGACGAGACGCCCAACGCCGCCGACCGAGAGACAUCCAGAGGAAGGCGGCCGGGGUCUGAGGAAGAUGGAACGAUCGAAAUAAGCAUCGAAAAGAAAGACGGGGGAGCAGAGACGGAGGACAAAGGAGCAGGAAGCGGCGCGGCGGAAGAAGCGGGAACAAAGGGGAGCGGCGAUCCUUCAGGAGCCGAAGAGGUCCAGGGGGCGGCCGCGGAGACGCCCAGCGAGGCCAAAGAGGACGGAGACGGGGGGGGCGUGGCAGAGGCCGCGAUGGAAAACGGGGUGGGGACGGACCAGGAGGAGGAGGAGGAGGGAGAAGAGGUCGUGAGCCACCGCGGUGCAGAAGGGCCACCGGGCGAGGAGGUGAUCGCCAAGGAGAUCCCGCCGCCGGCGGCUUCGCGGGCCGCACCGACCGCCCAAAGCCAAGAGGAGGAAGAGUAGCCCCAGGUCGUCCCACUCAAGCUUUUUUUUUUUUUUUUUUUUCACCCUACCUCUCAAAUUCCCCCCCCGUCGCGAGAACUGCCCCUCAGUCGUUGGGGUAAACCCCCAAACCCUGAUCCCAAAUUAAAGGGCCCUCGAUCCCCAAACCCGCUGACCCUCGAUCUCGAUUCCCCCUGCAACAGAUGCGUCACGUGACUGCAGAGAUCAACAUGCUGAAUGUAUAUAUCGAAGACACAUCUUCAAUGUGGAAACACUGGAGUACCGCGGCGAAGGGGGGGCAGGGGGGGGGGGGGGGGGUUAAAAAUCCAGAAUGACGCCAUGAUCAGAUUGGGCGCCUUUUUGACUGGAUGUGAAACAGCUCAAAGUCUUGGUCACACACGCAUUUAAAGCGGCAGAAUGUGUUUCCUUUCAUCGGAUUGCGCGGAACUGGUUGGGUUUGUUGGUCUAAGAUGGAGGAAGCUACGGUAGCUUAGCUCAGGUCGUUGCGCCGCUAACACUUUUUACCCGCCUCCUACGUCGAAAAAAAAAAAAAAAAAAAAGAUCGUUGCGAGGAGUCCAUUCGAAAGUCUAAUGAACGUAUUGUUCCAGCAGAUAAGCAGCUUGCUAACUGACGGUUAGCGAUUGAUAAUCAAACAAAAAGGCGUGCGUACAAAAUGUGAGAGGGCAGCAAUCAGACCCUCGGUAAGUCCAAAUGUUUUUAUCGUGUAUUUCUUUUUACCAACUCGCCUUUUGAACUGUCCCUGCGUUCCAAAUUACACUGGGCCCCCCCUUUGUGGCGUGAACAGGCCUUUUAUCGGGUAAAAGUCACCGUGAUGGCCAUUUUUCCCCCGUCCCUUCCGCCGCGUGCAUCAGUCAGUCGUGAUGCGGGGGAGGGGGGGGGGGGGGGGGGGGGGGGUGUAGUCGGAGGAGCGCGCGCUGGUAGAGGUGAUGGGAAAGGGCGUUUGUUGCGACAGGCAAUCCAAAAGGAGGGUGAAGAGAUAAUUGUUUACGCCGAGCUCUAAGCUUCAAAGGGAGCCGAUAAUCGCCCUCUUGGUGGCGUGCGCUGAGCUCACCUUGCAUACGCAAGGCUUCAUACUCAGAGCCCAGUCAGAUAAGGAUGUGAAAAGUCAGCUCAACGUUUGGGGAGGGAUGG